CAGCCGACGCCGCCGGCACCUCCUGCCAAUCCAGCAUGGCAGUGCACACGGUGAUCGGAGUGAUACUUGUCGUCUGGACCGCCCUGGCCGGGCGGUCCGCGGCGCAGCAGCAGCAGCCGGCCGCCCUGCCCAGCGCCACUGCCAACGAGACGUAUAGCUACAUAGCAAGAGCAGUUCAUCGAGGGCUACAGCCCAUCAUCAGCAAACUUGAAUCUCGGGUGGAGUCGCUGAACAACAGACUGACUCUGCUCGACUCUCGAGUGACGGAACUUACCACCAGUAUUUUGAGAAGCAGACAGAAUGAGCAGCUGGAAGAGCUGUCCAGUCAACUGACUGCAAUCACUGCCAGACUCAACAGCCAACAGUCACAACUGAGCGAGCUCAACGCUCAGCUGAACGAACAAAAAUCCCAACAAGAGGAGACUGCAGCCACAGUGAACAGCCUCAUAGCGAAACUGGAUACCAUCGUUACUCAGCAAGGACAUCUCACACAGACGUCUCAAGUGACUACAAGGAUCGACAGCCCGCAGUCUCAAUUGAGCGAGCUCAACACCCAGCUGAACGAUUGCAGCGACCUGCCUGUUGACUCCCCAUCUGGAGUCUACCUCCUUCUGCCCAGUGGUAACAUCAAACAACCACCCGUCCAGGCCUACUGUGACAUGGAUACUGCCGGAGGGAACUGGACGGUGAUCCAACGACGAGAUGACAUCAAACCCCACCAGGACUUCUACCUCGGAUGGACCGACUACAAGGAGGGAUUUGGUAAUGUUACCAAAGAAUUCUGGUGGGGUUUAGAACACCUAUUUCAGCUGACGUCAUCAGGCCGACGUUACGAGCUUCGUGUUGGUCUUGAGGCGUUUGACGGCAUUCGAAGAUACGCUGUAUACCAAGGGUUCAGCGUCUCGUCUGAGGUGGACGGCUACAAACUGAGCGUCUCCGACUACUCUGGAACUGCCGGGGAUGGUCUGAUGCUGAGCGUCAAUGUGAAGUUCUCUACCCGUGACCGUGACCAGGACGUCGACUCUGAAUAUCACUGUGCACAGUACUACCAGGGGGCCUGGUGGUACGGCGAGGGAUGCGGGUGGAGCAGCCUGAACGGACGGUACCGGGACGGCGGUAUUAGGAACCCGACUGGAAUAUGGUGGUGGGAGUGGAGGUUAGAUGAGUCACUGAAGAAGACCGAGAUGAAGAUCAGGCCAACGUACUAAUCUUUAUGCAGAAGAGGACGUCACAGUGAUGUAGCUACACCGGUGACAUGUGUACCGAGCCGGUGUCACGGUAUUUACUCAAACACUAACACUGUAGUAUGGUUAGAGUAUGAAGCUUUUACUUACAGGACGUUGUAUGAGGAUGCAAGUCGGCACUUUUCUGCUGAUAAAAAGCAUGAUGUGCGAUUAUCCAUGUAUACCACACAACAUGUUUCAUUAAUGUUAUCUAUAUCUAAACACAUGAGUUAUAUUUUACUCAAUGGGCCUUAUCUUUGACUUGAUGGUGCUAAUUUUUGUGUAAUACUUAUAUUU
This is a messenger RNA of Amphibalanus amphitrite, 1520 nucleotides long. RefSeq names its product techylectin-5B-like. The record is from RefSeq and is a predicted model, not a curated record. Bases 36 to 1208 code for a protein of 390 amino acids. The transcript has a single exon. NCBI's taxonomy places the organism in Eukaryota, Metazoa, Arthropoda, Thecostraca, Balanomorpha, Balanidae.